Messenger RNA from Callorhinchus milii (elephant shark), 2679 nucleotides. Its product is annotated as kelch-like protein 34. The transcript has a single exon. Gene Ontology annotation, molecular function: protein binding. The record is from RefSeq and is a predicted model, not a curated record. The coding region runs from base 605 to 2398 and encodes 597 amino acids. NCBI's taxonomy places the organism in Eukaryota, Metazoa, Chordata, Chondrichthyes, Chimaeriformes, Callorhinchidae.
GGGCGGGCGGGCAUUCCUGGUGUCUGGCACAGGGCACAGCAAAUUGUUAAAAAUCCAGGUCCCGGUUAUAAACUGAACAGAGACUCUCGUCUGCAUCGCUAUUCUUGUCUCGGUGACCUACACCGGUAACCCCCGCGGGAGGAGGUCACCGGCGACCGCCGAGUUAUGACCAUCGAGUUUCGUUUAACUUCAGUGCGUUCGGAAAAAUCCUGACCUCACGCAUCGGGAAUCACACGAUGUUCCGGGAGGGACGGAUCAGAAGGACAGCAGCAACUCGGCACCACCCGGAGAUCCCCCUCCGGUCCCCGACUGAAUUGCGUUGAAACGAUUGCAACUUUUUAAAAAAAUAAAUAAAAAUAAUGUUCGGAAUAAACACCCGUUGGGCGAUGAGAGCACUUGGACCUCAACGUCGGGACCGCUGAUGGGGAAGAGCUGCGCCGCGUGGGUUCGGCGUCUGGGAGUCCACGUUACGAGGUGAGAGGUGAGAGCAAAGCCCUGAGAACUGCGCCUUCGCCACCAGAACGGCUGCGACGCUGUGGUGGUGAAGGCUUAAAACUUCCCAACCGGAACCACUGCCCGACCCGACCCGACCCGACCCGACGCCAUGAGCUAUUUCCUGGCGUUUUCCAGGUCUCACGGGGAGGCGGUGCUGUCCCGGUACCAAGUGCUUCGCCACGAGAAGCUGUUGUGCGACGUGGUGCUGGUGGCGGAGGGCACCGAGUUCUCGGCUCACAGGUCGCUGCUCGCCUGCUCCAGCGACUACUUCAGGUCCAUGUUCAAGAGCCACACCAGAGAGUCGGGGGAGGGGGUGAUCCACCUGCACCUGGUGUCCGCGGUCGGGCUCCAGCGAGUGUUGGACUUCAUCUACAACUCCUGUCUGUCACUCUCUCUGGACACUCUGCCGCAGACCCUGGAGACCGCGAGGUAUUUGCAGGUGGUGGAGGCUGUGCGCCUCUGCUCCCAGUACCUGAUCAGCAACUUGAGUCUGGAAAACUGCUGCGAUUCGGCCAACAUUGCCGACAGGUACGUUCUUCCAGAGGUGCAGAGAAAAGCCGAACUGUACAUAUCGUCGCACCUGUGGGAGCUCCUGGAGCCGCGGGCUGAGGACUCGGGGCUGAUGGAUCUGAACGUGGAGUCCAUGAAGGCGGUUUUAGAGGCGGAUCACAUCCCCCGCACCAAGGAAAUCACAUUACUGUCCCUCGUGCUCCGAUGGCUAAACCAGGAUGAAUCCAGAUCGAGCGACGCGGAACGGGUGCUGUCCCGGAUCCGCUACGGCCUGAUCCAGACGCGCGAUCUCCAGCUCCUGUGCGAUCGACCCGACUUUCCGCGGAGAGCGGCUGGGGAGGUGCAGAGCCUGGUGCUCAAAGCCAUGGUCUACCACUCGGCAGAGAAACAGCAGCCCAUUCUCCAGAGCCACCAGAGCUCGCUCAGGAGCCGGGCCAGGGAAAUAGUCAGUGUCGGGGGCACCACACUGAACGGGGGAUUCGUCAGCUUUGCAUCGGCUUUCGAUGCACGAUUCAAAACGUGGAGGCCGAUCAGCGAGUGCCGACCCGUGCAGAACCACUGUGUCUGUGUCCUGGGCAACUUCUUAUUCGUGCUCGGAGGGGAAGUCCUCGAAUUGAACGAGGGCUCGAAAACAGCGCGCAUGUCAGUCAUCAACAAGGUCCACCGAUACGACCCCAGGUUUAACAAGUGGACCCCGAUGGCUAACAUGCUGAACAAACGCGCUCAGUUCUCCUGCUGUGUGGUAGAUGAUUCAAUUUUUGCCAUGGGAGGCAGGUGUGGGGUCGAGUCCUCGCUUCCUACCACAGAAGUGUACGACUUUACUGCUGGUCGAUGGGAUAAGGUGAGGAACCUGCCUCAUAAGAUCUAUGGACAUGCCAGUGCUGUCCACAAUGAAACCAUUUAUAUUUCUGGUGGGAAAUACGACAAUCAGUUGGACACAAGUAAAGAAAUGUACUCAUUUCACCCCCUGGAUGGUCAAUGGAAAAGGUGCCCACCAAUGACUAUCGCUCGAUUUGGACAUCAGAUGGCUACUGUUAAAGACAGUAUCUUCUCAUUUGUUGGGAUGUAUGAAGCUUUCUGUGACAUUGAGUAUUUUAAUCCUAUUCAAAGGCAAUGGCAUCGCUUGAGGCCGUUACUCUUUGAUCGGUCUUGUUAUGGACUAGCCGUGAUGGAUGAAAACAUCUAUCUUAUCGGAGGCAAGAAGUGGCACAAUGCUCAAGAAGUGGCCACACAAAACGUGAUCGUGUACGAUUCCACCAGCGACACGUGGGAAGAAGUCUGUAAGCUCCCGCUGCCUCUAUGUGGGAGUCAAUGCGCUGUGUUGCAGCUAAUGGAUCUACCGGAGACUGAAAACCAAUUCAAUUUAGGAAGCACAUUUCAUUUUAAAAAAUGACUUCUUACAAAACCUCUGAAUAGAAACCUAUGUGCGAAGAAACAAACAGGAAACCGAAAGCCUGUAUUUCCUCAGUGCAGACUUCAAUGUUGCUGGAAAACCUGGAUCGCUCUGUCGUCCACAGUAUGUCAGAGACAAGUCACACUAGGUUGUCAAGUGAAGCAAAUUAAAUGAGUCCCGUUUAAAAAUAGCUUCAAAAGGAAAUGUCUUGAUUUUGUAACUAGUUCAACGUUGACUUAUUUUCAAAGUUUAGCAGUAUUGUUGGAUAAAAGGCUAUCGGA